GAGCUCCAUCCAGUUUGAACCUCUAUCAACUGGCCUCCGUAGCAAAGCACACAGCGUCGACAACAACAACAACAACGUGAAACGAAUUAUUUCUAUCUGACCGGUUAAAUCAGUCGUGUCACCAUGGUGAAAGGGGACGUUAAUAAACCCAAGGGCAAGACGUCAGCCUACGCCUUCUUCGUCCAGACCUGCCGGGAGGAACAGAAGAUUAAACAACCAGACCAGUCGGUCAACUUCGCCGAGUUCUCCAAGCAGUGUUCUGAGAGAUGGAGGGCUUCCACUGUGAUUGACAAGCUCCUCCCUGAGGACAUGUAUGACCUGCUUCCCUCUAACUCUCCUCCAUCCAUCACAUAUGACCUGCUUCCCUCUAACCCUCCUCCCUCCAUCACAUAUGACCUGCUUCCCUCUAACCCUCCUUCCUCUUCCUCCCCCAGGUCUGCCUUUUUUGUGUUCUCAGCAGAGUUCCGUCCGACGGUCAAACAGGAGUUCCCAGGCUGUUCUAUAGGAGAGACAGCUAAGAAGCUGGGGAUCAUGUGGGGUCAACAGACUCCAACCCAGAAACAGCCGUUUGAAGAGAAGGCUCUCCGACUGAGGGAGAAAUACGACAAGGAUAUGGCUGCAUACCGCUCUGGUGCGAACGUUAAGCGGGUGCCGAUGCGACCCGGUCCCGGUGGCUCGUCCAAUAUGAUGCCCCACGCCAUGGCCGGUGGCGACGAUGAUGAUGACGAUGACCUGGAGGACGACGAUGACGAGGAUGACGACGAUGAUGAGUAAAGUGUUAGCGUGGUGUUCGUGCCUGUUGGAUUGGUGCGUUCGAUUUAGCGCUCGCCUAGUGGGCGGAGUUUGCGCAUUUUGAGACCAUUCCAUUGGUCCUAAAGUGGAAACUCCGCCCUCCCAGGGUCGCGGCGAGGUAAAACGAACAAACCCAGUUCCACCGGAAUCCUAACGGGCCAGAGGAGGAAUCUGAUUGGCUGAAAGUUAUGUGUGCCUGUCAGUGACCCUGCAGGGUUGAGGGCUGACCAGAGGUCAAAGGUUAGUUAGGUCAGGCGUUAGUUAAGAGCUGGACUGGACCAGACACGACCUAAAGGGGACUCAUAAUAUCACCGUGUAACUGAAUUAGUCGUCAUCGCAAACAUCUGUAACCCUGGAAACAGUUGCUGUGGGCCAACACGUCCAAUAGCAGACCUCUGUUGGGGGUAAGAGCUGAAUGUUGUGGGUGUCUUCAUUCGGUGUUGCUGUUUGUAGAAGGUUGUUGUUGUUCCCAGGGUUGUGUGUGGUCCUAGUGGUGUUCUACAAUAUUAUCACGUGUCGUAAAACAGAGCUGUGUGACGCUACAGACUCUUUUUAAAAUAAAACACUUUAUUUUUUUUGGUUUUUAAUUUUCUUUUUUUAAUGGAAAAAAUGUGUCCUGAAACAAUAUGUAGAAAUUGACUUUUAUAAUAAAAAAAAUUAUGAUUCUGAAAA
Oncorhynchus nerka (sockeye salmon) is the source of this 1464-nucleotide messenger RNA. Its product is annotated as high mobility group protein B2-like. The record is from RefSeq and is a predicted model, not a curated record. Bases 124 to 774 code for a protein of 216 amino acids. The transcript has 6 exons. Gene Ontology annotation, biological process: regulation of transcription by RNA polymerase II. Gene Ontology annotation, molecular function: DNA binding, bending. Lineage: Eukaryota; Metazoa; Chordata; Actinopteri; Salmoniformes; Salmonidae.